AUGACGAUGGAAGAGACCACCAUCCUAAGAUGCCUUGACAAUUCCGUAUCAGAUUAUGAGGACAUCAAAGACAGUCACUCAGGCCGUCGGGUUGGGGAGACUUGCUUGUGGUUUCUGAAUGAUGAAACUUACAAAACAUGGUUCAAUCAAGGUACACAAAGUGUUCUGUUAUUUUCCGCCGGACCAGGUAGCGGAAAAUCCGUAUUGGCAGCUUUUUUGGUCGAUGAGCUGAAGAGGCAUUCUCGGUCCGGUGCGGACUACACAGUCUGCUACUUCUUCUUCCAAGACAGCAACUACAAAUCGAAGACUGUGACGUCCGCUCUUUGUGCGCUACUCCUCCAGCUUUUUGAUGAAGAGCCUGGUCUUCUUGCUCAUGCCGUGAAGCAAUACCAAAUCAAAGGUCAGAAGUUUGUGGAAGAAUUUAAUGCCUUGCGCAAAAUAUUUGCCCUAGCGGUACAAUAUCAUCCCCGUAACAAGGUCAUUUGUGUCAUCGACGGCCUGGACGAGUGUGAAGAGACGGACAGAGACUUGCUGAUUGAUUACUUGGUGGGCGGCAUUGAGUCAGGACUCUUCCAAUACAUGGACACGCACUGUCGGAACAAGUUGAAAUUCUUUGUCACCAGCCGUUCGUCAGAUACUGCUGCAGUCGACAAAGAAAUAGCCCUCGUUGUCGAAUCUGAAGUUAGCGAACUGGGUUCGCGAAUGAACCUUAGCGUUAACCUUCAAAACACAUUGAAAGAGCGCUUUAUAUCCAACGCUGGUCACACUUUUCUUUGGGUGUCUCUCACCCUGGAUCAGUUCAGAAUAAGGAAGGACUUCACGGGCUCAGAGAGACAAUGCUGGGCUAUUCUCGAUGACCUUCCCGCGGAUUUGGACGCAGCUUACGAAAUGAUAUUGCAGCGAAGCACCAACCGCAGAUUAGCGCGGAUAAUCCUUCAUAUCGUUAUUGCCGCUGCUAGACCCCUCGCACUCGCUGAGAUAGGCAUUGCGCUGGCAAUUGAUAAACAGUCCAAAUCAACCGAGGACCUGCUAUCUAGCCGCCUUCCUUCUAUCGAAAGCUCCAUUCAGGACAUUUGUGGUGGAUUUGUCAAGAUUGUAGGCAGCCAGCCAAACCAGAAGAUUGACCUUGUUCAUCAAACAGCAAGAGAAUUCUUAAUUGCACCCCCCUCCAAUUCUAUGCCUCGUGGCAAGGGACUUUUGGCACUCACCAUCUGGGCGAUAUGCUCUGUUUGUUUCCCAACCAUAUAUAGCCUCCUUGCUAAAUUCCUGGGGCUUUGGAAGCACUCACUCGAUCCCGUCGAAGCAAAUCGGGUGCUUGCAGAAAUCUGUGUCAUAUAUCUCUUUUUUGAGGAGUUCGGCAGCUGCCCCUUGGUAAUGGACCGCCAGGCCAAGGCGCUCGAUGUCCGGGGAACUGUUGAUCGGUAUGUACAGGAAUAUGAAUUUCUUGACUACGCCGCAACACACUGGGCUGAGCACUUCCGGGAGGCUCAAAAUGGCGCUGGAACGGCGCUGAUGGAGUCAGCACUCGAGCUUUGUGAUACCAAGUCCAAGAGAUUCCAGACAUGGUUCAUGGUAUACUGGGCUGUACUGGACUCGCUGUGGCCAUAUCCCGAGAACCUUACCAAUUUGAUGGUGGGGUCGUUUUGUGGACACAAGACAUUAGUCCAGAUGAUUUUGGAAAACGAGGGAGCAGACGUCGCCGCGAAAGACGGAAGUGGAAAAACUGCGCUGAUUUGGGCCGUCGAAAAGGGACACAAAGACGUGGCGCAGGUGUUGAUAACGAAUGGGGCAGAUGUCAAUGCAAAAGACAUGAAUGAAUGGACUGCUCUACACACAGCGGUUGCAAAUGGAUAUGGAGAAUUGGCUGAGCUGCUGCGAGCGAAUCAUGCCAAUGUCACUGCUGUCACACAACGCGGACAUUCUGCGCUCCACUUCGCAGCGCGGGACGGACAUCAUGAUAUAGUGGGGCUUCUGCUGGGAUACGGAAUUGGUGUUGAUAUGAGGUCCGCAGUUGGGGAGAUCGGGAGAUAUACGGCGUUGCAUUUAGCAGCUAUGAAUGGGCACAAGGAAGUGGCCCGUCUUUUACUGGAGAAGGGGGCUGAUGCCAAUGCGAAAACUGGGCUCAUUGGAGAAAACUUGGCGGAAUAUGCCCCUCUACACUUUGCAGUCAUAGAGGGACACACAGAAGUGACCAAGCUGCUGCUGGACAACAGGGCCCAGCUCGCCGCAAGGGAUACACUGGGCGAGACUCCACUGCACAAGCUGGCUAGCACUGGCCAUGAGCAAGUCGUCGACCUACUACUACGAAAAGCGAACCGUACCGAUAUCGAAGCAAAGACUAAGAACGGAGAGACGCCUCUGCACAAGGCAGUGAGGAACAAGAAGCAUGAGGCCGUUGUGUGCCUAUUGCUAAACGAAAAUGCCAGUAUUGCAGCAAAGGAUAAGAAUGGGGCUCUACCAUUACACUACGCAGCAGCCAGUGGCCACGAAGUUGCAGUACGGCAACUGAUCAACCUAGGGGCUGAACUUACGGCGCAGGAUGAUGAGGGAAAGAGUGCCCUGCACUAUGCGGCCCGAUGUCAUAACGACAUGGGUGCACGGUUGCUAAUAGAGAAGAAUGUCGAUAUUGCGGCACAGGAUGCUGAGGGAAGGACAGUGUUGCACGAUGCAGCCAUUAAUGGUAAUGAGGAUCUAGUAGCUUUGCUACUUUCAGAGGGGGCCAAUCCUUGCGUACAGGAUAAGAACGGCAAGACGGCACUCCACUACGCGGUCGCCAAUGGACGUGAGGCUGUCGUCAAGCUACUCCUCGCGAACCAUAAUGUCGACCCGAACUCCAGAGACAAAGACGGUCGUACACCGCUUUCAUGGGCAUUCCCGAAUCACCAUCGGACUGAGAAUGUUGUUAAACUGAUGCUGGGCGAUGAGCGUAUCAGUCCAGACUCCAGAGAUAAGAAUGGUCGAACACCGCUGUCAUGGGCAAUCCAACACUGGUAUGCGGAUGAUUCUGGGGUUGACCUACUACUUAAAAGCAGUCGUGUCGACCCAGACUCCAGAGAUAAGGAUGGCCGAACGCCGCUCUCAUGGGCAACUGGGAAUGAUAAAUACAAGGUUGUGGAUGUUCUGCUCGACACCUACCGGGUUCAACCAGACUCGCCAGAUAAUAACGGACGAACGCCACUCUCAUGGGCCGCUGGGAAUGAUAAUGCCAACGUUGUGGAGCUUCUGCUUCGCACCCGCCGGGUUCAACCAGACUCGCCAGAUAAGAACGGACGAACGCCACUCUCAUGGGCAGCUGGGAAUGAGAAUCUCGGUGUUGUGGAUCUUCUGCUCGGCACCCGCCGGGUUCAACCAGCCUCGCCAGAUAAGAACGGUCGAACACCACUCUCAUGGGCAGCUGGAAAUGGCUGCUACUAUGUUACCAAGGCUUUGCUAGCCAUCAGUCACGUCACACCGGACGCCGCUGAUAAAGACGGUCGAACGCCGAUUUCAUGGGCAACGGAGAAAGGUCAUGACGAAGUUGUGAAUCUUCUUAUUGGCACAAUUUUGGAGGCAAGAAUAUUGCUUGGAUCGAUCUAG
Penicillium cinerascens is the source of this 3576-nucleotide messenger RNA. Its product is annotated as FabD/lysophospholipase-like protein. The record is from RefSeq and is a predicted model, not a curated record. Gene Ontology annotation, molecular function: protein binding. The transcript is spliced from 2 exons. Lineage: Eukaryota; Fungi; Ascomycota; Eurotiomycetes; Eurotiales; Aspergillaceae. The coding region runs from base 1 to 3576 and encodes 1191 amino acids.